GCCAUCCCGGGCGCGAUCCCCUAGCGCAGCACCCGGCGCUGCCGAGCUACCUCCCCUGCCGCCCGCUAGCAAGUUUGGCGGCUCCGAGCCCGGCGCGUCUCGGGAUCUCUAGGUGCAUUUGUUUCUUCCUGGCUUCGGUGCGCCCUGCUUGGCGGGGACCCUCGCGAGCAAUGCCGAUGGAUGUGAUUUUAGUUUUAUGGUUCUGUGUGUGCACUGCCAGGACAGUGGUGGGCUUUGGUCUGGACCCUGACCUUCAGAUGGAUUUUAUCACCGAACUUGAUCUUGUGAAUACCACCUUUGGAGUCACGCAGGUGUCUGGACUGCACAAUGCUAGCAAAGCAUUUUUAUUUCAAGAUACAGAGAGAGAGAUCCAUGCAGCCCCUCAUGUGAGUGAGAAAUUAAUUCAGUUGUUCCGGAAUAAGAGUGAAUUUACCUUUUUGGCCACCGUACAGCAGAAGCCAUCAACUUCAGGAGUGAUACUGUCCAUUCGAGAACUGGAACACAGCUAUUUUGAACUGGAGAGCAGUGGCCUGAGGGAUGAGAUUCGAUAUCACUACAUACAUAAGGGGAAGCCCAGGACAGAGGCACUUCCAUACCGAAUGGCGGACGGGCAGUGGCACAAGGUCGCACUGUCAGUGAGUGCCUCUCACCUCCUGCUCCACGUGGACUGCAAUAGGAUUUAUGAACGUGUGAUAGACACUCCAGAGACCAACCUUCCCCCAGGAAGCAAUUUAUGGCUUGGUCAGCGAAACCAAAAGCAUGGCUUAUUCAAAGGGAUCAUCCAAGAUGGAAAAAUCAUCUUUAUGCCAAAUGGAUACAUAACACAGUGUCCAAACCUCAAUCGCACUUGCCCAACCUGCAGUGAUUUCUUAAGCCUGGUGCAAGGAAUAAUGGAUUUACAGGAGCUUUUGGCCAAGAUGACUGCAAAACUAAAUUAUGCAGAGACAAGACUUAGUCAAUUGGAAAACUGUCACUGCGAGAAGACUUGUCAAGUGAGUGGACUGCUCUAUCGAGACCAAGACUCUUGGGUUGAYGGUGACCACUGCAGGAACUGUACAUGCAAAAGUGGCGCUGUGGAAUGCCGAAGGAUGUCCUGUCCCCCUCUYAAUUGCUCUUCUGAAUCCCUCCCGGUGCACAUCGCUGGCCAGUGUUGUAAGGUCUGCAGACCAAAAUGUAUCUAUGGAGGAAGAGUUCUUGCAGAAGGCCAGCGGAUUUUAACCAAGAGCUGCAGGGAAUGCCGAGGUGGAGUUUUAGUAAAAAUUACAGAAAUGUGCCCUCCUUUGAACUGUUCAGAAAAGGAUCACAUUCUUCCAGAGAAUCAGUGCUGCAGUGUCUGUAGAGGUCAUAACUUUUGUGCUGAAGCACCUAAAUGUGGUGAAAACUCAGAGUGUAAAAACUGGAAUACAAAAGCUACUUGUGAGUGCAAGAAUGGUUACAUUUCUGUCCAGGGAGACUCUGCCUACUGUGAAGAUAUUGAUGAAUGUGCAGCUAAGAUGCAUUAUUGUCAUGCCAAUACUGUGUGUGUCAACCUGCCGGGGUUGUAUCGCUGUGACUGUGUCCCAGGAUACAUUCGUGUGGAUGACUUUUCUUGUACAG
Urocitellus parryii (Arctic ground squirrel) is the source of this 1596-nucleotide messenger RNA. NCBI's taxonomy places the organism in Eukaryota, Metazoa, Chordata, Mammalia, Rodentia, Sciuridae. The record is from RefSeq and is a predicted model, not a curated record.